AUGGCCCGAAAACCAGUUAGCAGGAAGAGGAAGGCCGCGGAGAGCCGAGAUCAGAAAGUUUGGACGCAGCUGAAACGCUCUCGCCUCUCUCCCCUCUCCCCUCGCUGCCUCACCCGUGCCUCAGUGGUGUGUGCAGUGAGGGACAGAGAGUUUCGGCCUCAGCUUCACCAUGACGACCAUUUGGCCUCAAGUUUACGUGGUUACGCUGCUGCUCGGCUGCCCGGCAUCCUGCGGGAGAGAGAGCUGCCUCUGGGACACUUAAACAAAGUGUUUGCAUCACAAUGGCUCAACCAGAGACAUGUGGUGUGUGGCACCAAGUGCAAUACGCUGUUUGUGGUGGAUGUGCUGAGCGCUCACAUCACAAAGAUCCCGAUGCUGAAGGACCGGCUUUCGGAGUCUGUGGUGCAGCCGUUCUCACCACGCUCUCGCCCUCGUCUGGAGCACCUGGGCUGUGGCAUCCACGCCAUCGAGCUCAACCCAAGCAAGACCCUACUAGCUACCGGGGGAGACAACCCCAACAGCCUGGCUGUCUACAAGCUGCCCACACUGGACCCUGUGUGUGUGGGAGAUGCUGGACACAACGACUGGAUCUUUUCCAUCGCAUGGAUCAGCGACACAAUGGCCGUCUCCGGGUCCAGGGAUGGCUCCAUGGGUCUGUGGGAGGUCUCAGAAAAGGUCUUGUCUGAGGCACGGCUCCGUCAAGACGCCAUUGUACCGUCAUACGCACACAUCGCUCACCGCGCACUCAAAGACAUCCCCAAAGAGAACCCCAGCCCCUACAACUGUAAGGUCAGAGCCCUGGCCUUCAACGCAGGCCACAAGGAGCUGGGCGCUGUGUCUCUGGACGGAUAUUUCCACCUCUGGAAGGCAGAGCAGAACCUGUGCAAGAUCAUGUCUCCGAAGCUUCCGCACUGUAAGGAGAACGUGUGUCUUGCAUACGGCGAGGAGUGGUCUGUGUACGCGGUCGGAUCCCAGGCCCACGUCACUUUCUUAGACCCGAGGCUCCCGACCAGCACCAUCAAGUCUGUGAGCUCCAGAGAGAGGGGCAGUGGUAUACGCUCUGUGAGUUUCUAUGAGCACAUCGUUACUGUGGGAACCGGUCAGGGCUCUCUGCUCUUCUACGACAUCCGCGCCUCCCGUUUCCUGGAAAACACGCGUUUCAGCUGCGGCCAGAGCCUCAAGCACACCACAGGGACGGGCUGGCUGAACCAUGAUGAGACCUGGAGGAGUUACUUCUCGGAUAUCCAGUCUUUCCCAAACGCCGUCUACACUCAUUGCUACGACGAGUCAGGGACGAAGCUGUUUGUGGCAGGAGGUCCUCUGUGCUCUGGGCUGCAUGGCAAUUACGCAGGAGGUCCUCUGAUCCAGACUACACAGGAAUGA
Molecule: messenger RNA, 1383 nt
Organism: Knipowitschia caucasica
Lineage: Eukaryota; Metazoa; Chordata; Actinopteri; Gobiiformes; Gobiidae
Source: the annotation of a GenBank genome assembly